Gigantopelta aegis is the source of this 1197-nucleotide messenger RNA. RefSeq names its product growth hormone secretagogue receptor type 1-like. Gene Ontology annotation, cellular component: plasma membrane. NCBI's taxonomy places the organism in Eukaryota, Metazoa, Mollusca, Gastropoda, Neomphalida, Peltospiridae. Gene Ontology annotation, biological process: G protein-coupled receptor signaling pathway. The coding region runs from base 1 to 1197 and encodes 398 amino acids. The transcript has 3 exons. Gene Ontology annotation, molecular function: G protein-coupled receptor activity. The record is from RefSeq and is a predicted model, not a curated record.
AUGAUUUUGAUGUUGCCGUCAAUGACAACGUCUGGUGGUGAUGACCUCACUCAGCUCUAUUUAAAUUCAAGCGAGACAACAGAUGUGCUCCACCCGACCAAUUCCAGCGGAGAUUAUCCAACAACCCAGUCUACCUCCACCUCCAUGAGCAGUAACGACACUCAGACCUAUCCCGACAACGACAACGUCACUUCUACACCAUCGUCGACAGCAGCGACGAGCACGACUGAAGGAGCUAUAGGUGUGUUUCGGAAGGUCGAGUACGUCCUCAUCCCAGUGUGGUUCGUGGUGGGGAUUGUCGGAAACACGUUGAGCGUGGUCAUCAUGCUGACGAAGGAGUUCCGGGUCCUGACCUCAAGUCUUAUAAUCAUCUGCCUUUCCGUCUCCGACUCUGCUGUCCUAAUUAUGCAGCCCUUCCAGAGCAAACUGUUCAGCGACCUGUUCGGAUUCGACAUCAGGUCACUGUCUAACGUCAUCUGCGUCGUGUUCUCCGUCCUCUGGCGAACUGCCAAGUCUUCGUCCGCCUGGUUGGUCGUCCUCAUUAGCGUCGAGCGACUCUUGGCCGUCUGCUUGCCUCUGCACGUAAAGUUCAUCUGCACGAGGCGCAACACGAAACUCGUCAUCGGCCUCAUCUACGUCAGUGUUUUAGCCUUCUCCACCGCCUGGUCCCUCUCCUCCAGGAUCUCAAAUGAUGGAUUCUGCGUCUUCAACUACGUGGGACAGGGAGUUGAUAUCGCCACUGUCCAGGCCAUGCUGAUAUCCGGGACUAUCAUAUGCGGCAUGCUGCCGACGUGUAUCCUCCCUCUGACGACCUUGGUGAUCCUGUGUCGUCUGCAGCAGAUCCGGAGGAAGCGAAGGACUCUGAUGAACGACCAGAUUGUCGGCGCCAGGGAACAGACGUCAAAAAUAGCCGCCAUGUUGAUGAGUGUGCCGAUAGCCUUCGUGAUCCUGGCGUCCCCGACGUGGAUAGGACACAACGCUGGGUUCGUCCUAGGAGAGAACUUUCUUUCGUCCAAGAUGCUGACAACGUGGCGAUACGUGGCCCAACCCCUCGAACAGAUGAACUACUCCAUCAACGUUUUCCUGUAUAUCACGUGCAGCAGGAUGUACCGGAAGCGACUUGUAGCUUUAAUUCGCCAGACCAAAAAAUCUAGCAGCACUGAUGCGUUACAGUCGGUGUCUACCUCGCGAUUCUGA